GUCAUUUGCUACCAAUUUCGUCAAGUUAUUGGUUUUUAAUUUCAUUUUACAGGUAGGUAAUUAAUGUCAUGAUGAACCUAAAGCCGAUCCAGAGGACAAUAAGGAGGAAGAGAUGGAAGCUUAAUUUUCUGUGCCUGGGCCGCCGCCGUCGCCGGGAGGGAGGGAGAUAAUAUAUAUAUAUACUUACUAUAUAUGGAGAAGCUGAGCUUUGUGAAGAACGGAGUGAUGCGGUUGCCGCCGGGGUUCCGGUUCCACCCCACCGACGAGGAGCUGGUGGUACAGUACUUGAAGCGCAAGGUACUCUGCUGCCCUUUGCCCGCCGCCGUCAUCCCCGUCUUUGACCUCUGCAAAUCCGAUCCCUGGGAUUUGCCAGGGGAUAAGGAGCAAGAAAGGUACUUCUUUAGCACGAGGGAGGCCAAGUACGCGAACGGGAACCGGUCAAGCAGAGGGACGGCGUCCGGGUACUGGAAGGCCACCGGAAUAGAUAAGCAGAUCGGGAGUUGCAGAGGCGGCGGCGGCGUUGUUGGGAUGAAGAAGACCCUCGUUUUUUACCACGGCAAAGCCCCCCGUGGCGCCCGCACCGACUGGAUCAUGCACGAAUACCGCCUCGCCAAUGCCCCCAUCAACCACAAGGAUGACUGGGUGCUCUGCCGGAUAUUCUUGAAGAAGAGGGCAGGGGCGAAGAAGAAUGAAGGAGAAGAGACGAACAAGACAACAACGAACCCAAUUUUCUACAAUUUCAUGGAGAGAGAAAGGGCGGAUUUGAAUCUAGCUCCGGCGUCGUCGUCUUCCUCUGGGUCGAGUGGAAUAACAGUCGUUUCGGCAUUUAAUCGAACAGUUGAUGAGCACGAAGAGGAGAGUAGCAGCUGCUGCAACAGUAGUGUCAAGAGAAAACCUUAUUAGCCUCGAAUCUCCCACUUCUUCUUCUUCUUGUUGUUGUUGAUUAUUAUUUAUGACAGUAUUAUAACCACCUGCAGAAGAAUAAGUAAUAACCAGCUUGAUGUUGUUUUGUCCAACCCCCCCAAUUUCAGUCUCUUCCAGAUUCCAGUUUUAAAAAAAACAGAGACAAAAAGUGUGGGCAUCGAGUUCACAGUGUUAAUACAAUGUAUCUGUACUAAAAUGGGGUUAAAACU
Molecule: messenger RNA, 1133 nt
Organism: Cuscuta campestris
Lineage: Eukaryota; Viridiplantae; Streptophyta; Magnoliopsida; Solanales; Convolvulaceae
Source: the annotation of a GenBank genome assembly